AUGUUGCUAUUGAAGAAGAGUUCCGAGCAAAAAAGCGUGCGAGAUCAAGAUCAACAUCAAGAUAAUCAGAACCCGGAGAGGGCCAGGAAACCUUGGGAGUGGCUCUCCCAAGGUGGAUUCAGCUCUAAUGGGAAGGAGUGGUUUACGCUCCGUUUCUGUCUAGAUAUGGGAUCUGGAGUUUGGGAGUUCAGGUAG
This is a messenger RNA of Botrytis porri, 195 nucleotides long. RefSeq lists its product as uncharacterized. The record is from RefSeq and is a predicted model, not a curated record. NCBI's taxonomy places the organism in Eukaryota, Fungi, Ascomycota, Leotiomycetes, Helotiales, Sclerotiniaceae. The coding region runs from base 1 to 195 and encodes 64 amino acids. The transcript has a single exon.